AUGACAUUGCAGCCUGUGCAUCUUUUGAAGCGUUCCUCUCAAGACGCUGGGCGUCGGCUCGAUCGUCUGCGCACCUUCAUCAAAGACUGCUCUUUCGGUUUGAUUCGGCUCACCGAGGAUUCCAUACGUCAGGCCUUGAUCGCCAACCAAGGGACCAAGCCAACGCAUGAGGUUGGCGCUGACUCGGAGGCCAAGUUUUCCGGCGACUCUGCUGUCGACGCAGACGUCUCGGGGUCCGGUGCUGCGCGAGCCUUUGCCUCGCUGGCGUCAUCCGGCGUCGCGUCUGGCUCUGCGUCCGUUAACAACACCGAGUCCCUCUGCGGCCAGGUUGGCAAGUUGACGCAAGAGAACAGCGCCCUGAAGACCAUGCUCCGGCUGGAGGAGCACCGGCGCAAGAUGGUCUUCAACAUGAUGCAGGAGUACUUGGGCAACAUUCGCGUCUACUGCCGCUGUCGAGGCAUUCCGCAUGCGCCCAGUUGCGUCGAGGUGCGCUCGUCGGAUGCCAUCACACUUGCCCUCGGCCUCAGCCCCGCCGGCCUGGCAGCAGCCUCCGGCUCCGGCUACGCCGUCGGAGUGACCGGCCUCGGCAUCUCUGGCGCCGGAGGCGGCAGUGGGUCCGGCGGAGUCGGGGCUGUCGGCGGAUGCGGAGGCUCGGGCGGCGGGGUCGCCACGGAGGAGUACAAAUUUGAUCGCGUCUUCGAUGUGCACGCCACUCAGGCCGACGUGUACGCGGAGAUUUCGACGUUGGUCUGCUCCUUCUUGGACGGCUACAACGUCUGCUUCCUGACGUACGGAGGCGAGGCGAGCGGCAAGACGUACACGCUGUUGGGUGGACUGAACGGGGCGCCGGAGACGCAGGGCAUCGCUCAACGCGCCCUCCAGACGGUGCUGAAUGAGCGCGAGGCUCGGCGAGCCGAGUGGGACUGCCGACUGACGGUGGCCACGAUUGAAGUGUACAACGACACGUUCAUUGACCUCUUGAGCGGCGAGACGGGUCUGCACCUACGCGUCGACCUGGGCCUCGAGCGCAUGAUGGACUACCUGCACACGGUGCCCAUACAGACGGAACGCGAUGUCCACGACCUGCUUUGUGUGUGUCGUGUGCGUCGACGCACCGGCAAGACGGCGCUCAAUCCCACCUCGUCUCGGUCGCAUCUGGUGCUGCUCAUUCGACUGCACUCACGCUCCCGCCUCCACGACAACGAGUACUGCAGCGUGUUGGCGCUGUGCGAUCUGGCCGGUUUCGAGGACAUCAUCAAAGCCGACACUCUGGGCGACCCGACGCUGGCCAAGGAGGCG
Molecule: messenger RNA, 1299 nt
Organism: Protopolystoma xenopodis
Lineage: Eukaryota; Metazoa; Platyhelminthes; Monogenea; Polystomatidea; Polystomatidae
Source: the annotation of a GenBank genome assembly